AUGAUUCUAAUUCUACCAAAUUUCUUCUUCUUCUUAUGCAUCUUCUUCACUACCACCAUCUCUACCUCAACCCCAUCCUUUCCCUACGGUUUGUCCUCCUACCAUAUUAACUGCGGCACUUCAACUAACUUAACUGAUUCCUUCAACACAACAUGGCUCUCCGACCGUUUCUUCACCGGCGGAUCCGCCUCCGAUGUCUCCGAGCCUCUCCGCUUCAAACUCCCAUCCGAAAAAACGCUCCGGUUCUUCCCUUCUUCUUCCAACGGCAAAAAAAACUGUUACUCUUUCUCAUCUCUCCCCUCCGCACGUUACCUUCUCCGCACUUUCACCGUUUAUGAUAACUUCGAUGACAAGUCACGUCCUCCUUCCUUCGAUGUUGCCCUCUCCGGCACCAUUAUUUUCAACUGGCGUUCUCCCUGGCCGGAAUCCACAGCUCGCGACGGUGCUUACUCUGAUAUAUUCGCCUUCUUCAACACUUCUUUAUCCGCAGAUCUUUGCUUCUAUGGCUUCGCUACUGAUGCUCCAAUCGUCUCUUCCAUCGAGCUUUUUCCUGUUGAAUCUGCUUCAUAUGAUUCUAACUCCACCGGAGAUGAUCUCAUUCUUGUUAACUACGGUAGAAUCUCAUGCGGCUCAGGCGAUCCUUGGGGUCCUGGCUUCACCAAUGACACCGACUGUUGGAAAUCUUGGAAUGAUGACAACUUGGAUUGGGAAUUGGAAUGA
Messenger RNA from Vicia faba (fava bean), 720 nucleotides. NCBI's taxonomy places the organism in Eukaryota, Viridiplantae, Streptophyta, Magnoliopsida, Fabales, Fabaceae. The record is from the annotation of a GenBank genome assembly.